Molecule: messenger RNA, 2143 nt
Organism: Pollicipes pollicipes
Lineage: Eukaryota; Metazoa; Arthropoda; Thecostraca; Pollicipedomorpha; Pollicipedidae
Gene: Pink1
Product: PTEN-induced putative kinase 1
Exons: 11
Coding region: 218-1918 (566 amino acids)
Biological process (GO): regulation of apoptotic process; autophagy of mitochondrion; protein phosphorylation
Cellular component (GO): mitochondrion
Molecular function (GO): protein serine/threonine kinase activity; ATP binding
Source: RefSeq, a predicted model, not a curated record
UAUCAGCUAGUGCUGUGAAUUUGGGUGUAGGGCUUCGAUUAGUACUCCUCCUUAGUAUUGCAGUGCGCGUUGGUGGUGUCAGUGAUGAAUGAGUGGCAUAUUGGUAUCACGGGUUAAAUACAAGCGAUAUUUAGUACAGUUGCAUGCAGGGUUGAAGAACAAGGCCAUCUGCUUUUUCCUCCUCUUCUAGCCUUUCUUCCAUCUCGCCUCUUCUAAGAUGAAGGGCAUGCUCUUGGGCAACUUCUUUCUGGGCAAGCUCCAUAGCUAUGUGCUGAGAAUCAGCCGCGACAAGCUGGUGCAGCGCCUGCUGACCGACAGUGAACGCUGCCGAGCGCCGGGCCCUCCGCCGCAGGGCCGUCCGCCGGCCGUCGGGGCGCGCUCCGUCGGCCACCAGCGCGCAACCGCGCCCCAGCCGCAGCCCUCUGUCGCCUGGACAGCAGCCCUGAGACAACAGGUGCGAUGGGUGACGCGCCAGCUGGUGAGCAGUCUGGUGACGCCCUCCAGCCGGCUGCUCUCACACCAGUGCAAGGACCUGGCGCGGCGCCUCCUCUUCAGCGGCGGCACGCGCACCCUGGUGGCGUUUGUCGGCAUCACGCUGACGGGCGACGACGGCCUCGUCACCAAAGCGGACCGCAUGGAGGUGCUCUGCUCUGACAUCAAGAAGUUUGUGCAGACCAUGCAGUGGCUGAACGACGAUUGCGAAUGCGCCGACGGCAGUAAUGUGCAGCAGCUGGACCAGCUAGACAUCGGAGAGGAGAUUGCCAAGGGCUGCAACGCCGUCGUCUACAAAGCCAGAAUCAAAGACACGGACGGCAGAGGCUGGAACCUGGCCGUCAAGAUGAUGUUCAACUACGACGCCGAGAGUAACGCAUCUAGCAUCCUGCGCGCCAUGUACCGCGAGGUGGUGCCGGCUCCGUUCGCCAGCGUUUCGGAGGACGUCCGCCAGAUGGUGGCCCGGUUUGGCUUGCGACUGGCCGACCUACCGUCGCACCGUAAUCUGGUCUCCAUCCGGGACGUAUUCGUGGACCGGGUACCGCUGCUGGCGGGCGCUGUGGCCGCCUACCCGGCCGCGCUGCCGCCGCGCCUCCAUCCGGCCGGCGCCGGACGCAACGCCAGCCUCUUCGUCGUCAUGAAGCGAUACGACGACAACCUGCGUCACUACCUGGAGACGAGCGAACUGUCGGCGCAUACACGCCUGCUGCUGCUCAGCCAGCUGCUGGAGGGUGUGGCCCACCUCGGUCGGCACCGUGUGGUGCACAGGGACCUGAAGACGGAUAACGUGCUGGUGGAUCUGGGCGGCGGCCGCCAGCAGCCGCGCCUGGUGAUCGCCGACUUCGGCUGCUGCCUGGCCGAGCCGGACGGCCGCCUGGCCGUACCCUUCAACUCGUGGGACGUGGACCGCGGCGGCAACGUGGCCCUCAUGCCGCCCGAGAUCGCCGCCGGCCGGCCGGGCCGGUUCGCGUGGCUCGACUUCAGCCAGGCGGACGUGUGGGCGGUCGGCGCCAUCGCGCACGAGAUCCUGGGCGGCGCCAACCCCUUCUACGGCGCCGACCGGCUCGACAGCGUCACCUACGCCGAGUCGGAGCUGCCGCCGCUGCCGGAGGCCGUGCCGCCGCUGCUGCGCCUCCUGGUGGCGGCCAUGCUGCGCCGCUCGCCGGCGGAGCGCGUGUCGGCCAGCACGGCGGCCACCGUCUGCCAGCUGCUGCUGUGGGCACCCAAGGCCUGGCUUGCGGCGCGGCCCUCACACCAACGGAUCAAGGAGUGGCUGCUGACGCUGACGGCCAAGGUGAUGUGCGAGUGGCGCGCGCCAGCUUCGCGCGACGACCGCCUGGAGCACGUGCUGGUGCACACCUUCCUUUGUCGGCUGACGUACGCCCAGCUGGAGGCGGCGCUCGACUGGCUGCAGCUGCGUGCCUGAGGGGCUGAUGGACGGCUCGAGCGACGCCCCCUCUGUGAUAGCGCGGGCUGCUGAGUGGCCGCCGGCUCCGCUGGCAGUGGGCUCCGCUGGCGGGGCCGGAGCCGGCGGCCGUGCCGCGCCCGUCAGCCGGCCGGCCGCGGCGGAGCCGGGCGGCGUGGCCGAGUCGGUUGUGCCUGGGGUUGUGCUGAUCACGAUCAGACGGUGCUGAGAUGUGUUACCAGCGCU